Molecule: messenger RNA, 2440 nt
Organism: Cyphomyrmex costatus
Lineage: Eukaryota; Metazoa; Arthropoda; Insecta; Hymenoptera; Formicidae
Product: zinc finger and BTB domain-containing protein 14
Exons: 6
Coding region: 157-1590 (477 amino acids)
Biological process (GO): regulation of transcription by RNA polymerase II
Cellular component (GO): nucleus
Molecular function (GO): protein binding
Source: RefSeq, a predicted model, not a curated record
CGUCGAGCUACACCGCGCUCUCGUGCACGCAGCCUCGACGUUGCCCGUGCGAUCCUCUUCCUCGUUGUCCCCGUAAUUCGGAUUUGUCGUCGAAGGCGUUAGAAAUUCGCACGAUUCGAGUUGGAUUGUUACAAGUGGAUCAUUACCGGUGCGCCGAUGUUCUCAGAAAAGAUGGCUAUCGCCGCCUCGGAAAAUUAUCAGCUCAAAUGGCACAGCUACGGAGCGCAUCUACACAGCUCCGUCGCGACUCUGCUCCACUCAGAAUCCUUCGCGGACGUUUUACUGGCCACGUCCUGCGGGCGACACGUGGCGGCCCAUCGAUUCGUCCUAGCGGCCUGCUCGUCUUAUCUCAGUCACAUUUUCCAAACGUGCCAUUUCGGCGCCAACACCAAUGCUCCGAUAAUCGUGGUGUUGCCUACGGAGAUCGGAUAUCGCACGUUAAAAAUCCUGAUACAGUACAUGUACAGUGGCGAAGCUACUGUGACCAACGAUCAGCUGGAAGGAGUCCUGAAGGCCGGCGACAUACUACGUGUGCGUGGACUGUGGAGAUCAAAUACCGGCAGCAGCAAAAAGGAGAACAUACAGUCGAAUAAUCAGAAAAUUGAACGCGACAAGCGGGAAACGUCGCAGCUUGCCGGACAAAUACAAAAGAUCAAACUGAUACAACCGACCGCGGAGAAGGUAAUCGAGAACGUGCAGCAGGCAGCCACGGCUUGCCAAAAUAAUAUACAGUCCGCGAAGUCGGUUGAGAGGAAGAGCACUGAGAAAGUUGAAGACAAGACCAACGAAUCUGAGAACAAGAAAGUCUCGGAGGAGAAGAAUAACGAGCAGAGCAAGAACAAGGAAAACCUCGAGACAAAUGGCAAAAAGAAAAAAACCGUUAACAGUGACGUCGAGUCGAAUAAGUCCAAGAGUGAAGGUGGUGAAAACACCGAAUUAAAUUUGGAGUUGUUAGUAAAGGACGAGCCGAUCGAUUGGGAAGAAACAAUUGAUCCGUCGGAAUCACUUACGAUAGAUCACGAAAUUGAUAUCAAACCAGAGAUCGUACAUAGCGCGGACGAGGAUGGAGAUAUGGAAGAGGAAGAGUACACCCCACUGACAUGCGACAUGUGCAGUCAAACGUUUAACAGACCGUCGGAUUGGGUGAGACAUAUAGAAUUUACGCACGCUGACAUGACUGAAAAUCGGAGAAAGAAACGAAAGGACGAUAUAAACGACGACAGCAAGGACUUUCCCCCUCUGAAAUGUGAUUUAUGUGGCAACAUGUAUUCCACGCCGCAAGAGUGGGUGCGUCAUAUACAGACGGAGCACACGGAGGAGCAGUUGGCCUUGAUGAACAAUUCGGCGCCCCCUAAGCCGAAAAGGGUUCACAAUCACCAAAAGUUAUGCAAUAUAUGUCAAAAAGAAUUCCCGAGUCACGCCUCGAUGGUUAUCCAUCAAAGAACGCAUACGGGCGAAAAACCUUUCCUUUGCUCUUACUGUAAAAAAGGCUUCAACGUAAAGAGCAACUUGCUGAGGCAUUUAAGGACACUGCAUGAUAAAUACGUACAUCCUAGCUUAUACGGGAGUAAUGGUAGCACGAACGCUUAAAGACCCUUCACAUUUCUUUCCGACGAUAUAUAUAUGUAUACAUACACAGGACGUUUUAUUUUAAUUACCACAUGAGAAUAUCUCGAAAAGGAGACGGGAUUAAAAAGUUUCAGACAACGUCAUCCAAGAUCAUACUCAUGGUACCAUCUUGUGUAUCAUCCCCCCCACGAAGUCACAUAACUUAUGUCUAAAAUCUUUUUGUAAUCCCACAUCUUAAGGAAACAUUUUAGUGUGGUAAUUAAAAUGAAACAACUUGUGUAUAUGUAUAUAUAUAUACAUAUGUAUGUGUGUGUGUGUGUGUGUGUGUGUGUGUGCGUUGUUUGCAUGGCGUCUCAGUCGUGGAGAAACCAUACAGUAUCUUAUGUAUAUUAUUAUGAUUACGUAGACUGAACGCGUAUCUAUACGUAUAAAAUGGAUGCCAAAUUGGAGCACGACAUGACGACAAACGAGUUAAGAUCUGUGUGAAUCUCCACCGAAAGAAUAAGCAUAACUGAGCGCAUUUUUAAAAUUCACAAUACAUAUUGGAGAGAAAUCUAUACAAACUAUUUUUUCUAAAGGAUAGUUGUGUCGCAUUCUUUAUAUAUAAUAAUCUUCUUUUUAAUAUAGAAAAUAAUAGAACUCCUCUCUCGUUAAACAACUUUCGAUUGAGUUGAAACAAGAAAGCAAUAUCAGGGUCUUAAUACCAAAGAGGCUGAUUAAUAUUGCCAAAAUGUCUCGUUUGAAUAUUUUAAACCUUUCCUUCUCCUUCUAAUGUAGUGCACAUAUAUGAAAAAAAAAAGGUUGAAAAGAUUUUUGUUCAAGAGUAAAGAGAGGACAAAUAAUGAAUGAUUUUACUAUUUAUAGAUAUCUG